UAAAAAGGCAACACACACACUCGAGUCAAGCGCGCGUCAUUUCAACCCUGACAUGUAACAAUGUUAAACACAAACGAAAUGAUCUACGAAUCACCACCACCGGUGGUUCACCUAAGCCAAGUCGAAUUAAUGGAGAAAUUCAAUCUCGCAUUUUACGAAGGCCAAAACUCAAAAAGCGACAUUCUGACUUUCGACGAACCGGAAAUCAAAGACGACUAUUUGAUCGAUUAUUUGAUAUCAAACGGGAGCGAAAAUGAAAAUUUUGACUUUAACGAAUUCGUGCAAACCUUCGACGAGAAUUUAUCACCAAUUUCGGAAAGUUUUUCGGACAUUUUUGGACCCCCAAGUACGGAUUUGGACGACAUUGAUUUGGAUUUUCAAGACUUGGAUCUUCUCCCUCCUGUCAAUUCCUUCGGGACUUAUCUUAGGAGUCUUCCCGAAGACACUCUAAUUUCAUCAAAUCAAGACACCAGAGCCGAAUUCGGACACUUGAUUGGGACCCAAAACCUUAACAACAAUUGCAUUAUUGAGGAACCUCUUCCUGAUAACCAAAUCGUCCUCCCUCAAUCCGAGGCGCUCCUCCACGAUGACCCCCUCCUUUUCGAGACAAGUGAAGUGACCUCCUCCACGACCCUCCAAUGUCAAUGGGAGAAUUGCUACCAAAUCUACGAUUGUCAAACCGCUUUGGUCAAACACAUCGAAAAGUGUCACGUGGAAGUGAAACGAGGGGAGGAAUUUGCUUGUUUUUGGGCAAAUUGUCCUCGAAAAAUCAAGCCGUUUAAUGCCAGAUACAAGCUUUUGAUCCAUAUGAGAGUACAUAGUGGCGAAAAACCGAACAAAUGCCCGUUCGAGGGUUGUAAUAAGGCUUUUUCACGAUUGGAAAACCUGAAAAUUCACCAAAGAAGUCAUACAGGGGAACGGCCAUACCUGUGCCAAUUUCCCACCUGUACCAAAAGUUUCUCCAACAGUUCGGACCGAGCAAAGCACCAAAGAACACACUUCGAUACGAAACCAUACGCGUGUCAAGUGGUCGGUUGUACAAAAAAAUACACCGAUCCUAGUAGUCUAAGAAAACACGUCAAAAACCACACAAAUGAAGAACAAAUGUUGGUAAAGAAGAAAGGCCAAGAUGAGUGCUUCGAUUCGAGUUAUGUGCGAAAAUUCUUCGACCCAAAUCGACAAAAAGCAGUCAAAAGUGACAAAAGCCGACUUUACACCGAUCAUAAUUAUUCUUCCGAAGAACGAAAAUACGACUCGGUCAAUAUUAGACAAGACUUAAAGAAUAAAAUCUCUGAAAAGCGGUUGCGGAAACUGUACUGAAGCUCUUGUGAUAGAAUUUGUUAUAUAUUUUUGUAUUUUUUUCUAUUAAAGUUUUA
Molecule: messenger RNA, 1376 nt
Organism: Tribolium madens (black flour beetle)
Lineage: Eukaryota; Metazoa; Arthropoda; Insecta; Coleoptera; Tenebrionidae
Product: zinc finger protein GLI1-like
Exons: 4
Coding region: 61-1320 (419 amino acids)
Biological process (GO): regulation of transcription by RNA polymerase II
Cellular component (GO): nucleus
Molecular function (GO): RNA polymerase II cis-regulatory region sequence-specific DNA binding; DNA-binding transcription factor activity, RNA polymerase II-specific
Source: RefSeq, a predicted model, not a curated record